This is a messenger RNA of Macroventuria anomochaeta, 1080 nucleotides long. RefSeq lists its product as uncharacterized. The coding region runs from base 68 to 748 and encodes 226 amino acids. The transcript has a single exon. The record is from RefSeq and is a predicted model, not a curated record. NCBI's taxonomy places the organism in Eukaryota, Fungi, Ascomycota, Dothideomycetes, Pleosporales, Didymellaceae.
GCAGCAUCGUUUGGCCGCGGCUUGUCUGACUGAAGAGGCAUGUCGAGCAGUCAUUGGCUGAGACGAUAUGCGGUGGGGCACCCGGCACAGCCUCCUUCAACUCACGCGCGGCAGACGCAAGUUUCCCACUCUGCCAGCACGACUCAAUUUCGGCGAGAGGAGUCUCCUCUGCUCUUCAUCUGUCAAUCUGCUGUCGAUCCAUUCGCCCCCAUCAUCUCUCACAGCGAUCUCCCGGGAGCGCUCAUUUGAAUGUGGAAAAGAACAGGCAAGCUGCAGCUACCGCACCUUCCGCACCUCGUGGGUCCGUGAGCGCAUCGCACCUGCCCUAGGUUCAGCCACAACUCGUCACUUCCCACCAACCUCUGAACCGUUCCACGCUGCGCAGCACCACCACACUUGUGCUUGCGCGCGUCGUCGGGCUCUGCGAAACGCUGUCUGCUGCUUGUACCACGCCGCGAAUCUACCUCCACCAAUUCAGCGCUCAGCAUUGCACGUGUGUGUCGCCGCCAGCUUGCAUCUGCCACCUGCGCCCGGGGUAGCGUUGUCUGCUCAGCUUGCAGCCUCACCAGCUUGCUGUCUUCGACUGCUGAGGCGCCGCAUUCCACCACCUCGGCCGACCCACUUGUUGCCACGCUCCCGUCGCAACGCGCGUGUCCAGGAACCAACAUCAGCCGCAAACUCCCAUCAGCCGCAGUCCAUCUCGCCUUCCACGUUUCGCGCGUCGGUGGGUAUCCAUACGGGGCACUAGAGGCAUAUCACCUUGGCCACAAUCGCAUUCACGAUUCGUACCAGCGCGCACCUCCAGCAGCUCCUCCACCUCAGCCCAAUUGCAGAGCCGGUCGCUUGGAGUGUCUGGUCCACUCAGACUACUGGUACACAGCGAGCCUGUAGGUGAACGUGCAUCGACUGCAUCGAAUAGAUCGCGGAGUAUAGAACGCGCGGAAACGGCCGCCUUACAAAACAAAAGGUCUGUCACAGCCACACCAUCGCAUCGCUCUCGCCUGUCGUAGUAGCGAUGCGUUCGCGAGACCUAGAGCUCGCCUGCCCGUCUCAGCCCACCUACUCUCCUUCAAUCAGCGC